This is a messenger RNA of Suricata suricatta (meerkat), 4990 nucleotides long. RefSeq names its product ZFP69 zinc finger protein B (gene ZFP69B). The transcript has 6 exons. NCBI's taxonomy places the organism in Eukaryota, Metazoa, Chordata, Mammalia, Carnivora, Herpestidae. Gene Ontology annotation, biological process: regulation of cytokine production; negative regulation of transcription by RNA polymerase II; regulation of immune system process. The record is from RefSeq and is a predicted model, not a curated record. Bases 1274 to 2878 code for a protein of 534 amino acids.
UGACCUGAGCCAAAGUAGGCUGUUUAACCAACUGAGCCACCGAGGCACCCCUAAAAAAAGGUAUUUCUAAGAGAUAAGACUGAAAAUUGGAAUGAAAAUAUGAAGUUAUGGUGUCUCGAAGAAAACAUACUGAUAAUGCAUGAGGAGAACCCGGGGAUGAACAUUUAUGACAAAUACCUAAUGAAUCUGUUAAGGCUGUCAGUUAUAUGAGAGUGGUCACUGAAUUCUCCCUUUUCUCAGUUCCGUGAAGAGAUGGGCGAUGAUUUCAAACAGCUUCUGUUUCAUUUUAGAAGUUCACUGGCUUUUCUGCAGAAGAAUCCCCAUUUGUCUCAUCGGGAUAAUGAAAUGACUUCAUCUUUCUGGAACACAUACACUUUUGUGAGAGCACGUGCCUGACAGGCAUUGGCUCAACAUCUAUUUAUCACUUGGUGAAAAUGUGUUAAGGAAACCUAACUCAAAAUUGGAGCUGGGAGGCCAGGAGGGGAGGGCUCUCACUUGAGCACCACUAGUCCCAGCUUGCAUAGUCCAGCAGGAAGGAGGGAGCUGUCGAGGCCGGGCAGCAGCAGGCAGCCCUUGCUUGCAGCCCUUGAGAGGCCCCCACCGCUUCCGCCUCCUGCAGGCCAGCGAGAAGCUGCCACCGCUAGAACUCUCAUUUCCCUCCAAUGACCUUUUGUUCACAACAACCCCUCCCAGCUCCCUUCUUUCCUCUAUAAAAAGAUGCUCUCUCCUCCGUUCUUUGGACUCGGCUGUGGUUCGCCACAGUUUGCUUGUCCUGAAUUGCAAUUUCUCUGCUAUUCCCAAGUAAACUCACUUUUGCCGGCUGAAUUACUUAUUUUUUUCUUUUCAAAACGUUGACAAUUUAAAACGAUCUAAAUUCAGUCCUGCAAGGGAAGACUGUUUUCCACUUGAGAGAUCAAGGGCAUUAAAUUCAAGUUGUGUAACUAGAGUUGGGGGGCAUACCUCUUUAAAAUGCGUCACCAGAGGCCUGUCGAGGUGGCUGCUCAGAAGAAAACACCCGGAGUCAAACAGCUGCCUGCUGCGGAGACAGGUGGAGCUCAAAAGGGGCUGUACCUUGUGAGCCUGGACAUGCAGACGUCCAGAUUCUGGAUUUGGGUACUGUUUCUUUGCCGGGUUCCUGAGAGUGGAGGACGCCAGCACAACUGUGAAGCCUGAGUUUCCAGCAGUUUCUUUAUCAAAAGUGGACAGGUCCAAAUAGGCCGUCCUGCCCCGUGAGCUGAGGCAGAGAGCCCUAGAAAGGAGCGCUGACGUCAUUAUGCUCCAGCAGCUCCUGAUCUCCUUGCCCAUGGAGGCCAGCGCCUGGGUGAAGUUGCACCGACCGAAGAAGGCCAAGGAGGGGGCACCCCUGUGGGAGGACGUGGCUAAGAUGUUUGCAGGAGAAGUUUUGCUCUCUAUGGAUGCUGAUGAGACCCAGGGAGAAAGUUUCAAGGAUGAAGUGACCUCUAGGCCGCUGACACUAGAAUCCCAGGACCUGUUGACCUUCAAGGACAUAUCUGUGGACUUCACCCAGGAGGAGUGGGGCCAGCUGGCCCCUGCUCACCGGAGUCUAUACCGGGAGGUGAUGCUGGAGAACUAUGGGAACCUGCUGUCAGUGGGAUAUCAGCUCUCCAAACCUGGUGUGAUUUCCCAGUUGGAGAAAGGAGAAGAGCCAUGGCUGAUCGAGAGAGAGGUUUCAGGAGGUCCAUGUGCAGACUUGGAGAAUAAAACAGAAACCAAGGAGUCAGCCAUAAAGAAUGAUAUUUCAUGGGAAGAAUCACACCAUGGCCUAAUGAAGGAACAGUCCGCAGGAGAAAGCACCAUAUAUUCCACAUUGGGAAGAGUCUCCAAAUGUGAUCAGUUAGAAGGCCACCAGGAUAACCAAGGAGUGGAUGAGGGGCAAAUCCCCUUGGUGCACAAGAAAGCACUCACUCAGGAAAGAGGCCGAGAAUCUAACAGCUUUGAGAAAAGUAUUAAUGUGAACUCAAAAGUUAUUCUAGGACCAGAAGGUUCUCUGAGAAAAAAAGACCAUAAAUAUGAUGUACCUAGAAAGAAAGGUAGAUACAAUUUAGAUUUGAUUAAUCAUUCAAGGAGUUAUACCAGAUUGAAAACCUUUGAAUGUACUAUUUGUGAAAAAAUCUUCAAACAGCUCAUUCACCUUACAGAACACAUGAGAAUUCAUACUGGAGAGAAACCUUUUCGAUGUAAAGAAUGUGGAAAAGCUUUUAGCCAAAGCUCAUCCCUUAUUCCACAUCAGAGAAUCCAUACUGGUGAGAAACCCUAUGAAUGUAAGGAAUGUGGGAAAACCUUCAGACAUCCAUCAUCUCUUACUCAACAUGUUAGGAUUCAUACUGGGGAGAAGCCCUACGAAUGUGGGAUAUGUGAGAAAGCGUUCAGCCAGAGCAUUGGGCUGAUCCAGCAUCUGAGAACUCAUGUUAGAGAGAAGCCUUUUACCUGCAAAGACUGUGGAAAGGCGUUUUUCCAGAUUAGACACCUUAGGCAACAUGAGAUUAUUCAUACUGGUGUGAAACCCUACAUUUGUAACGUAUGCAAUAAAACCUUCAGCCAAAGCACAUACCUAACCCAACACCAGAGAACUCAUACUGGAGAAAGACCAUAUAAAUGUAAGGAAUGUGGGAAAGCCUUUAGCCAGAGAAUUCAUCUUUCUAUUCAUCAGAGAGUCCACACGGGAGUGAAGCCUUAUGAAUGCAGUCAUUGUGGGAAAGCCUUUAGGCAUGAUUCAUCCUUUGCUAAACAUCGGAGAAUUCAUACUGGAGAAAAACCUUAUGAUUGUAAUGAAUGUGGAAAAGCCUUCAGCUGUAGUUCAUCACUUAUUAGACAUUGCAAAACACAUUUAAGAAAUACCUUCAGCAAUGAUAUGUGACAUAUGUUCAUCAUCAGAGGAUCCUCAUAAUGGAGCAAAAGCCUCUAAAUUGGAGGUUUUCUGACUUUCGGAUUUCAAGAAGCAAUGAUUUUUUUUUAAAUGACUUGAUGCAGUGUUACCACUAUCAGUUUUGCCAUAUUAAAGAAACAACCUAUUAAUCAACAUCAUUCAGAAAAGAAAAGGCAUUUUAAUAUUUUAAAAUAUAGGAGGGAUAAUCAUUAGGAAUAGCCCUUAACAUUGAAUUAAGUUAGCCUUAUGAAAAUCUCUCAAAUUUGUCCUUAUUUUUCUCAUUUCAUUAUGGGCCAAUGGAAAGUUCAUCAUGGCAAGUUAAUGAUACUUAGAUUGGCUUUUGAAAAUCACAGUUUUAAAUAAUCAGAAUUAAAUAUAGUAUAACUUUUUACUUUAUCCCUUUAUAUGGCUAGAAGAGGUAUAAAUAAAAAUACUGGCUGCCACAUUUCUACAAGAAAUAAUAAUAAAGGAGGCUUUCUAGAAUUGAUAGAUAACCUACUAUACAUGAGAUACGUGAGUGUGUUUUAUGCUUUCCUGUAGAGAAUUGGCAGACUUUUCAUGAAGGGCCGGACACUGAAUAGUAGGCAUUGCGGCCAUAUGAGCUCUGCCAGACCCACUCAACUGUACCAUUUUUGUUCAGAAUCAUCCAAAAAUACAUAAAUCAGAAUAUCUCAACCUUGGCUCUGCUGAUAUUUGGGGCCAGAUAUUUUGUUUGGGGCAGCUGACCUGUGCACUCUUUAGCAUUAUCUCUGGCCAGAAGAUGCCAGUAGUUCCCGCACCCAUUGUGACCACCAAAAACAUCUCCCAACAUUGCUGGAGGUUCCCUGGGGCCCAAGAUUGCGCUUGUGAAGUACUUGAGAACCACAGACACAAAUAAAUAGCUAUAGCUCUGUUUCAGUAACCUUCAUUUUAAACACUGGUGUUGGGUUGCCUUUAGCCUGAGAGCUGUAGUUUUCCGUUUCUGCUGUAGAAUACAUAAAUGACUGUCUCCCUCCUGCACCUGAAUAAGCACAGCAGGAAUAGGGGUUGUGGAGUGUUACUAUUUUUUAAAUCUGCUUUGCUGGAACUUUUGAUGUGUUCUGUUAUAAUGUCACAUCAAAAGGUUAGAAGUUUUAUAUAAUCUCUGAAACAGUUGUAGCAUUCAAACAUAUAAUAGGACCUAAGGAAGUUUAUCAUCACUUAUUUGGCAGUGCGUCCCAUGGGAUGUGACAUAUCAAAUAAGCCUAUUUCAUCAAAAAGACUUCAUUUAUAAGUUGAAUAUUGGGAAGUUUGAAAUAUCAGAAGGUUUUAAAGCAUAUGUCUAAAGAAGAUUAUAGAUCAUUUAAAAACAAUAAUUAUAAUAAUUAUCUAUUUAGCCAAGGUGGCAAUAAGAUUCUAAAGGCAGAUGCAGAGGAUUACAUAGUUAUUAAAAUUUAGCUUAAUGUUGAGAAAAUCCAACUUUAAAGAUAAAACAUAGAAACUUUGUUCUUCUAGGCUGGUUAAAGAUACAGAAUAAUCUUUGUUUACAAAGAUAUUUGUUUGCAACGUAGACCUAAGAAAACUGUCAUUUUAAAAGAAAAGCCAAAUUGGAAUUUUAUACUGGUAUAAUUCCAAUAUUAAGACUCAUAUAUUUCAAUAAGGUGAGUUUGUAAAAAAAAUCAUGCAGUCCUUCCUUUUUCCUCCCUAUCAUCUCCCACGUUGAUACAUACUUUUUGAGACAAACACAUACAGGAUGCUGCAUGGAUCUGAGGUUUUGUGGUGGACGCUGUGGAGAGUGACUGGAAUCCCCAUCAAGAAUAAAGAACUCUCGGCUCUAGGGAUUGUGGCCAACAGUUUUCAACUCUCACAUGCCAUCAGGGGUCACCUUAACUGAAGACAGCCACCUUGCCAAGGCAUACCCUCUUCCCAAGUUGUUACAUCCAAUGACUUAUAAAAGUCCAGCCCUUUUGCCGUAAUUUAGGGUGGUUCUGAAGGGUGAUCCCACUUUUGGAACUCCUCAGAGAAUCAGUGGAGUCUUGUGUUGAUAUUGUAUGACUGCUCAACUUCUGCCUAGUCUUGCUCUCUCACUCUCCUUUCUCUCCUCCAAAUGUUGGUUGCUCCCUAAUAAACAUUUUUACACAUUAA